Molecule: messenger RNA, 2343 nt
Organism: Dermacentor albipictus
Lineage: Eukaryota; Metazoa; Arthropoda; Arachnida; Ixodida; Ixodidae
Molecular function (GO): protein binding
Source: RefSeq, a predicted model, not a curated record
CAGUUGCCAACUAACUGCACAACCAUAACGACGUUGCGUUGCGUUCUUCCGUGAUUUCCUCGUUUUGUUAUUUUUUUCUACGUGCGAUUUCUAGCAUGAGUUUGCCUCGUGCACGUUCAGCGGCAGUACUGACAGAUUGAGUUGACCGUGUAGUUGUGACCUGAAAAUUUCGAAACAGAACGUCAAAAUUUCACCUAACAUAGAAGAGUAACGAGCUUGCCGCCCUUUUUUUGUUUCGGGUUGAUCGUAUACUCAGAAGUACACGAUCCAGGACAGAACAUUGCGUGUGACGUGUUAGUGAGAUCUCAAGGCUGCUUCGCGGAAGUCUAGUCUCUCACGGACACGUUCACUGCAGUACCGGAAGCAGCGCAACGAGAACUCUCCCACAUCCCGAGUGCGCGUGCAUACUAGGCAACGGCUAUCGGCGUCGACUGGCUGUGCGUUUUCAGAGGUGUGGCGCGGCGCCUCAUAUCGGCUCCGUGUUUCCCGGCGCGCGCAAUCUGCAAGUUCCCCCGCAAUGCAUGGCGUCGUCGUCACGUGUUCCGGACGUCAGGAUUAUAAACUCGCGCUCGCGCGCGCCUUCGCUACCGGUUCGCACGACGUAGGUUCGCGGGAUACGGUGCGCAUUCUGAGGUCCUGUGCGUUGAGCGUCAGCUAGGACACGAACCGUUGUCGCUUGCGCUUUCGGACGCAGUGCCUGCUGCGGCAAUGCUGUCUCCGCAACAACGAUAUUCAAGGGGACGCUGCACGCCGGCGUCCAUCGCGCUGAAGGUUGGUCUGCCUGUUCUGAUCCUGCUUUUGAUUCUCCUCGUGGUGCUGUUCGCCGGAGUGUCCUGGAGCGACAGGGAUCCUGAUCCACCUGAUGUGGCAAAUCUCACGCUGGUGUCAGCUGGAAACGGAACAUUUACCUUGGCUUGGGAGCAGCCCGAAGGCAUCGUCGACCAAUACUGGGUGCAGGUCAGUGCCAGGGCCGCCAGCGGUGAUGACGAUGGCGACGGAAAGCACAGGGCGGGACUCUGCGCCAACGGAACAAUCCUCAGGUCCGACCAGACGCGCCUCACGUGUGGUGACGUCGAGCCCUGCACGAACGUUACCGUAACAGUGCGCGUGCUCAACUUCGCUCGGCGACACGAUACUACGAAGUAUUCCGACGGAGUACGCAUCCCCAUCUUCUUCCCGGGAUACGCUCCCGACACACCGAAGAACGCCUCCAUCGUCGCCGCGUCGCCUACAGAGACUCGGAUAUUGUGGGAGCCGGUCCUUUCUCACACGGGUGACGCCGUCCUGUACGACGUCAGGCUGUGCGACACGUCGGGACCCUGCGACGCCGCGAACCCAGAAGAAUGUGCGCAGUUCACGACGCCGAACACUUGGCUUGAUUUGAGCUCUUCCGUGGCGAAUCGGCGCUGCUUGUUGAUCGGAGCGACUACGAAGUGCGCUGGACAAGUCCUAAGAAGUAGCCCUUUUGUCCUAGAAACUUUGGUUCAGAUACCAACCGUUUAGAAGGUGUGUUUCCUUCAGCCAAGUUUAAUUUAUUAGUUGGGCUAUUCGUAACAGCGUCUCACACUCACUACAUUCCAUCGAUGGCUUUUGUACCUCGCCGCUGGUAUCUGCCAAGUUUGCUCCAAUCAUGGCCCAAAUUUGAAGUCAUAUUUUCUCAAUCAUGGCUGCAGUUUUUUUUUUACAGAGAGUUUGAUGAUCCCUAGUGCGUUACACUCACAAGUGGCCAUCAAUGUUCUGCAAAGCCUCGGCAGAAACUACAAAGUCACCAUCAGCAUGGUGUAAAUGUGGACGUUACCUUUUAAUUGAAUAUUUUUCACACACUGCGGUGAAAGCAGACACGGCCUAAUUUAAUCAUUGUACUGUUUUAUUGUCACAUCUUGAAUCCACUGCAUUCAACAUAUCUAUGUCAUUUCUGUUUACCAAGUAUUAAGCUUCCUGCACGAAAGAAAUGUGUUUUUAUAAUUGUAAACACAGUUUUUUAAUAUUCCUCAGGGCAGCAGGUUUCAGAAGUGUAAAAAUAAAUGUGCACAGUAGCUUGUCAUUUGACAUCUGAGGUCUUCCUGCCGUAAGCUACUUGUUUCUAGCUGGUUACAAUGCCCGAGAGAUCACCUUUUCCUUCCUUUCUUUUUCACUGACGUGUGGUGCUUACUCAAGCACAAAGACAAUUUUGUGCUACGAUGGCCGAACCGAGGGUAUUUUCAUUUAGAAAGCAUUGAUGACAGGUCUUCACAAAUUCUGUUGUGUCCGUUAAAGUACCUGCUUGUUAUAUCCUUGCAAGGUGAAUAAGCUGUACAUUAUCACCGAAGGAAAUAAACGACCCAGUACAAUGCGUCUAAACCA